UGUGGCUGCUGCGUGCCAGGGGUGGCGGCCAGGUGAGGGCACCUCCAUUCUGGAAGCUCCGGCCCAUCACAGUGUAGUCCAUAGGUUCCAGACGGGGCUGUGGGGGCAACGUGAGGGCGGGAAGGAUCCCGGGGGUCAAAUGAAGAGAAGGUGCCUGUUCCCGGGACCCCAGAGUGAGCUUUCCAGGCACAGGGAAGCCCGGGGCCGGUUGUCAUGGGGGUGUCUGAGUCUCUAGCUGGAGUUACUGGGGCAGGGAGGUCAGAAACGGAGGCCAACCGGUGUGAGUUGGCCUGCUGAGAGCCUCGGGGGAGGGGCUGGUGUCUGCUGUCAGCGGCCUGCGACACCGACCUUCCACCGCCGGCAAUUGCAGAAGCCUCCUCCUGGUCUCUGCCCUCACAGCGGCGCCAGCCGCCCCUGCGCUCUUAGAGCACAGCCAUCUCUGCCCCAGCGCUCGCCUCUCCAGGCACCGUCCCGGCUCUGGACCCCUGCGCUGCCCAUUCUGUUCUGCAUUCACUCCGCCAUUCCUGCCCUGUGAGGCAGACCUCUGCUGUCUUCACUGCUUUAUUUCCCCAGACUCAGCCAGCAUUGAAGGCGUGCUGUGCCUAGGACCCUUGCAGCUGGCAUGCAGGGAGGAGUGUGAGGCUCCCUGCCCCUCCUCAGACUCUCAGAAUUCAGAAGAGCCACGCUUUUUUGUCCUUGCCCUGCUGGGCCAAAUGACGCCCUGCCUUCGUUUCUCUCUGGGGUAGACACCCCUGGCUUUUGCUGUGCACCUGCCGUGUGGAACAGGGGGCCGCCCCUGCCCCUGCCCUCUGUAGCUGACUCCGGCUUCCCUGGCCACCCUCAGCUCAGCAGGGCCCCGGGAGCCCCCGUGCCAUGUGACACCUUCCGUAAGUGUGGAAUUCAGGAGAAUGUGCCUUUGGUCCCUGAGUCACUGUGUGGCUGGCAUGUGCCCUGGCAUGAGGGUCAGUGACGGGCAGGGGUGAGCAUGAAGGCACCUCUGCUGUGCCCCUGCUUUGGCCCUUUCCUGACUUCUCUGGCCAGCUCUUAGGUUGAAAUAAGCCCUGCCUGUUUUAACAGAUGUUUAUUAAACAUCUGCCCUGGCCAGGCUCUGAGCAGCCUCCAGGGUCUCUGUCCUGAACACGAUAGGCCCCUCCUGGUGCUGGUGGGUGGAGGAGGGGAGACUAAGUCCAGUGUCUCACAGAUGACUGCGUAAUUCCACAUGGGACGAGAGGGAAAAAGAGCAGACCUUCCCUUUUAUUUAUUGAGACAGAGUCUCGCCCUGUCACCAGGCUGGAGUGCAGUGGCGCUAUCCCGGCUCACUGUAAAUUCCAUUUUCUGGUUUCAAGCAACUCUCCUGCCUCAGCCUCCCGAGUAGCUAGAUUACAGGCACAUGCCACCACGUCCGGCUAAACAGACCUUUCCUUUUGUGAGAGGGAUGCCGGUGUGGACAGCCGGGAGGGGAGAUGAAACUGAGCAGAAGUGAGAGUCACUUUGCUGCCCGGCACGUUGUCUCACACUUGUAAUCUCAGCCCUUUGGGAGGCUGAGGCUAGGGGGUCACUCCAGCCCGGAAGUUUGUGACCGGCCUGGUCAACAUGAGACCCCUGUCUCUACUUUUAAAAAUAACAGUAAGAUAUUUUGGGCAGAGAAGUGCCUGUGCAAAGGCCCUGAGGUGUUUGCCUGGUCUGUCCAAGGAGCAGAGGGGAUGGUGUGAGGGGGAGAGGGCCUGGGGAGUUCGAUGGGAAAGGGAUGUCACUUGGGUCUCCCAUGUGCUGUGAGAAGAGCUCUUCCUUGCUGUUCGUGGGAGCAGCGGUGGGAGGCCUCGAGGCAAGGCAGGUGUGGGGGCCCCACGGCCCAGCCAGUUGGAGAACCUCGCAGCUCCCAGGCCCUUCUCCCCAUCCAGCCUCCCUGCCCUUUGCUGUCCUGUUGCUGGUGAAAGCCCCAUACAAGCGAGGAUUUUACUGCGGGGAUGACUCCAUCCGGUACCCCUGUCGUCCAGACACCAUCACCCAUGGGCUCAUGGCCGGGGUCACCAUCAUGGCCACCGUCAUCCUUGUCUCGGUGGGAGAAGCCUACCUGGUACACACAGACCGGCUCUAUUCCCGCUCCGACUUCAACAACUAUGUGGCUGCCAUGUACAAGGUGCUGGGGACCUUCCUGUUCGGGGCGGCCGUGAGCCAGUCUCUGACGGACCUGGCUAAGUACACAGUCGGCCAUCUGCGCCCCAACUUCCUGGCCGUCUGUGACCCCGAGUGGAGCCGGGUCAACUGCUCAGUCUACGUGCAGCUGGAGAGGGUUUGCAGGGGAAACGCUGCUGAUGUCACCGAGGCCAGGUUGUCUUUCUACUCGGGACACGCCUCCUUUGGGAUGUACUGCGUAGUGUUCCUGGCGCUCUACGUGCAGGCGCGGCUCUGCUGGAAGUGGGCGCGGCUGCUGCGGCCCACGGUCCAGUUCUUCCUGGUGGCCUUUGCCCUCUAUGUGGGCUACACCUGCGUGUCUGAUCACAAACACCACUGGAGCGACGUCGUUGCUGGCCUCCUGCAGGGGGCGCUGGUGGCUGGCCUCACUGUCCACUACAUCUCAGACUUCUUCAAAGCCCGACCCCCACAUCACUGCCCGAAGGAGGAGGAGCUGGAACGGAAGCCCAGCCUGUCACUGACAGUGAUCCUGGGCGAGGCUGACCACAACCACUAUGGGUACCCGCAUUCCUCCUCCUGAGGCUGGAUGCCGCCCAGACAGGGAGUGGCUGUGAGUCCAGCUGAGGCCAGCCCCCCAGGUGGUCUGUCUAGCCCUAGGUAGGCACUGAGGGCUCCGGAUGGGCUCCAGGAACCCUGAGCAGGCUCUGCCGCCCCCUGCCCUGCACUGGACCAGGAGUCUGGGGAGGCCUAGGUAGCCCUGAGCAUUUGGAGGGGGACCUGUUCCCGUAGCUCCCCAAUAUCCCCAUUCUUUUAUGGGGUUAAGGAAGGGACUGUUUUGUAAAAUGUAAUGCACAUGUGGUUUUUAGUAAAAU
Molecule: messenger RNA, 3008 nt
Organism: Cebus imitator (Panamanian white-faced capuchin)
Lineage: Eukaryota; Metazoa; Chordata; Mammalia; Primates; Cebidae
Product: phospholipid phosphatase 2-like
Exons: 5
Coding region: 1748-2716 (322 amino acids)
Biological process (GO): signal transduction; phospholipid metabolic process; phospholipid dephosphorylation
Molecular function (GO): phosphatidate phosphatase activity
Source: RefSeq, a predicted model, not a curated record